CAACUGAUCAUAUUUACAGUUUAAACAACCAGAACUAACACAAAGAGUUUCACUCGUUUCAUUUUAUACUGACACUUUCUAUUUUAUCUAUGGCUGUUUGUCCACAGGUCCACUUUACAGUAACUCACAUUAAUUACUUUCAACAGUCUCUCUGUCAGUUCUUCACUAAUCUGUAAAUUAAUCUAUGUACUUUAGAGUCAAGUCUCACUCUUAUCUUCCUGGUAUUAUUACAGUUUAAUGAUCUCUUCCUAAAGUCAGAUUACUUCCCGUUUCCUCUGGCUGUUUCACAUUAAAAGCUUUCCUCCAGAGAGCCAGGGGGAGGCUUUUAAUGUGAAGCAGCUGGAGGAAAUGUAAUGGAUUUGUCAUCAUGUUAGAAAAACUUUGUUAGCAGCACUAUUCUUUAAUAAAAAUUGGUCUAUACAACAAGAUGUAAACAUAUUUGGUGCUAUUUUGUUCCUUAUAAAACUGUUAGGAAUGAAAUGUUUUUCUUCUUUCACACUACAUGUGUAGAAAUGGCUGCUGCAAACUAUCUGCCAUCUGAAGAUCAGUUUCUGUGCUCCAUCUGUCUGGAUGUGUUCACUGAUCCAGUCAGCACACCAUGUGGACACAACUUCUGCAAAAACUGCAUCGAUGAACACUGGAAUACUACUGACCAGUACCUGUGUCCGAUGUGUAAGAAGGUUUUCAACACAAGACCUGAGCUGAACGUCAACACUUUUAUUUCUGAGAUGGUUUCUCAGUUCAGACAAUCAGCUAACUGCAGCAGCAGCAGCAGCUCAGAGCUUAAAGUGUCCAAACCAGGAGAAGUUCCCUGUGACGUCUGCACAGGAACCAAAAUGAGGGCCCUGAAGUCCUGCCUGGUGUGUCUGGCCUCCUACUGUGAGACUCACCUGGAGCCUCAUCUGACAGCUUCAAGUCUGAAAAGACAUCAGCUGAUCGACCCUGUGGAGAACCUUGAAGGCCGGAUGUGUACAAAGCACGAUAAACCUCUGGAGCUGUUCUGUAAAAUAGACCAGACAUGUGUCUGCAUGCUCUGCACUGUUUUAGACCACAAGACUCAUGAAGUUGUUCCUCUGAAAGAAGGAUAUGAAGUAAAGAAAGCAGAGCUGGGAAAGACUGAGACUGAAAUACAGCAGAUGAUCCAGAAGAGACAACAGAAGAUUCAGGAGAUCAAACACUCAGUCAGCAUCAGUAAAGGAGAUUCAGACAGAGAGCUAGCAAAGGGUGUUCGGAUCUUCACUUCUCUGAAGGAGUCUGUUGAGAAAGGCCUGGCCAAGCUCAUUGAAACGAUCAAAACAAAACAGAAAACAACAGAAAAACAGGCUGAGAUUUUGAUUGAAGAGCUGGAACAGGAAAUCUCUGAGCUGAUGAAGAGAAGAACUGAGAUGGAACAUCUCUCACAGUCAGAAGACCACCUCCACCUUCUCCAGAGUGUCCAGUCCCUAAACAUCCACCACCCACCACCCACUAAGGACUGGACAGAGGUCAGUGUCAGUCUAUCGUUAUAUGAGGGGACUGUGAGGAGAGCUAUGUCUCAGCUGGAAGAGACGCUCAGUAAAGAAAUGAAGAAGCUGGUUAAAGCAGAGCUGAAGAGGGUCCAGCAGUAUGAAGUGGAUGUGACUCUUGAUCCUGAUACAGCAAAUCCCUAUCUCAUUCUGUCUAAUGACGGGAAACGAGCUAGGCCUGGUAAGGUAGAGAAGAGUCUCCCAGACAACCCAGAGAGAUUUUCUUUCAGUCCCUGUGUUUUGGGAAGGCAGAGUUUCUCUUCAGGCAGAUUUUACUACGAGGUUCAAGUUAAAGGAAAGACUGACUGGGAUUUAGGAGUGGCCAGAGAGUCGAUCAACAGGAAGGAAGACAUUACACUGAGCAUUGAGGAUGGUUACUGGACUAUAUGGUUGAGAAAUGGAAAUAAGUACAGUGCUCUUGAUGACCCUUCAGUCUAUCUCUCUCUGCAGUCUAGGCCUCAGAAGGUGGGAGUGUUUGUGGAUUAUGAGGAGGGUCUGGUCUCCUUUUAUGAUGUAGGUGCUGCAGCUCUUAUCUACUCCUUUACUGGCUGCUCCUUCACUGAGAAACUCUACCCAUACUUCGGUCCCUGUACCAUUGACGGUGGUAAAAACUCUGCACCUCUGAUCAUCUCUCCUGUCAGAGGAAACUAAUCACUUAUCUUAUUUUACUUCUAUUUUUAUUGAAGGGAUCGCAUGUAGAUAUUUUGUGACAAUACUGUAAUACUGUAGAGUCAACAUUAUUAAUUUUCUACAGAAUCUGUUUACUGUGGUGAUUGAUUUAUUCUUCAAUGUUAAAUUUUUUUUUUAUUAUAUAGGCAACACAUUAAUUUGACACAUUGAACAACCCUGUUUAUGUGGACAAUAUCUAUUCAACCCUCUUUAAAAACCCAGGCAUUUAUUUUCAAUUCAAGAAAAAAACAAAUAUGUCACGUUGAAUUUUAAGUCAACUUGAAAGAAAAUGCUGCAGAAUAUAUGGAUUUUUGUAUGUGCAGAAACUGAAAACAUAUUGCUGAAUAUCAAAUUGUGUCUGCCUAUUACAUGCCUAUAGUGUAUACAGGACACAAUGUCUGUCAUUGUUAUCUCAGCAUAAUACUUAAUGGAGUAAUUACCAGGUUAAUGGACAAAAUUAAUUAAAAGAAUAGAUGCUAAUGGUAUUUAUAUUUAGUCUGAAAGUGUUUUGGGUAAUGACUGGUCACCAUGUUUAUUUGUUUUGGGCACAAUGGUAAAAUGUCUUAUGAGUCAAAUAAAUCUGUAAAUAUUUGAUUAUAAAAUAAGAGUUGUAUUUAAUCAUUGUCACUAGUUUUAAGUUGGAAUCCUUUUGAUUUUUGUCCUGGUUGAUAUGGCCAGACUCGCCGUUUCUGGUGCUAACAGCAUGUAUGGCUCAAUACAACAGCAAACACUUGUUUAGUUUGUUUAAUUCUAUUGUUUUCUACACAACAGGAGGACACAGUAAAAUGAGUUUGAGGUGAGCUGCAUGAUGCUUUCUUUAUCUAACAACUCACUGUGGAUUUUCCUAACCUUUUAAUCCAAUGCAAUUUUAUUUAAUUCAUAUAGCACCAAAUCAUAAUGUUGACUGGGAAAAUACAGCAAAGUCAGAGAGACUGAACCCUGCUACUCAUGUCUUCCCAUUUCAGGUCGUUAACCUAGACACCUCUUUGAAUACACCAGUGGGGUUUAGUGAGAGCUGAGACACCUGAGAGCUGCUGGUGUGACUUCCAAAGUCAACUGCAGUAAGCAGAGACACCUGCAGAAAUCAUUGACUCGGCCACACAGCAGGACCAGUUCUUGUUCACAGAUUAGAAAACCAAAGAUUUGAUAUCAACUUUCCAGGCAGUGAAGUUCAAGCAAAGACUAAAAGCUGGUUAUGGGAAUCAACAAGCAGCAUGACAAGCAGGUUUUUUAAAUGCUUGUUAGGAACCAAAAGCCGCCAAACCUCCCACCCACUCAGCAACCUCAUCUGACUCCAGAAACGGUUGAUUGAAAAAGUUCAGCUUACACUAACAUCUUCUUGAGUGGGCUGGUACUCAAAAAGUAGGUCCAGGCAUUUCAGUCAUUAUUUUCUAAUUAAGCACGGGAUUUUCUCUCUGGAGUUGGGAGGGGUCAGAGCAAGCCAACCAACUAAUUAAAACUGGGAUAUUGCGGUGACUAAAAAUAAACAAGGUUUUCCCAGCAGCCCUGACACUGACCUUUACAGAGCGAUGAAGCAUUUUUAGCCCAACUGUGUUGGGAGUCUGGGUCAGACUGCCGGCAGAGGCCUGCAGAGGAAGGUGCAGCAUGUGGUGAUGUUCACAUCUAUCACCAGCCACCGUGAGAUCGCAAACUCUGCAUGAACACGUGUGACUUUUCCUCUGAUGAUCAUGCCAUGUGUCGAACUUUAAUACUUUGAGUUCUGUUUAUAUUGUGUAUUGGCAGAAGUCAUUUUUGUCCUGAUUGAUCCAGAAAGAUGCUGUAUAUUAUUCCUUUCACUGUUUGACAUAUGACAAGUUUAGCUUUCACUGAUAAUAAAAUGCUUGAAUAAAAAAAAAAAAAAAA
Messenger RNA from Larimichthys crocea (large yellow croaker), 4037 nucleotides. Its product is annotated as E3 ubiquitin-protein ligase TRIM39. The coding region runs from base 480 to 2156 and encodes 558 amino acids. Gene Ontology annotation, molecular function: zinc ion binding; protein binding. NCBI's taxonomy places the organism in Eukaryota, Metazoa, Chordata, Actinopteri, Sciaenidae. The record is from RefSeq and is a predicted model, not a curated record. The transcript has 2 exons.